This is a messenger RNA of Heteronotia binoei (common prickly gecko), 5055 nucleotides long. RefSeq names its product C2 calcium dependent domain containing 5 (gene C2CD5). Gene Ontology annotation, cellular component: plasma membrane. The coding region runs from base 209 to 3730 and encodes 1173 amino acids. Gene Ontology annotation, biological process: positive regulation of D-glucose transmembrane transport; positive regulation of protein targeting to membrane; protein localization to plasma membrane. NCBI's taxonomy places the organism in Eukaryota, Metazoa, Chordata, Lepidosauria, Squamata, Gekkonidae. The record is from RefSeq and is a predicted model, not a curated record. Gene Ontology annotation, molecular function: calcium ion binding; calcium-dependent phospholipid binding. The transcript is spliced from 29 exons.
CACCGGUCGCUGGCCUCCGCGCAGCGCAUGCGCCUUGGCGGCGUUCGGGGACUUCUUCCUCCCUCCCUCCCCCCCCCUCCUGUUUUGACCGCGCUCGUUCUAUGGGGCGCGCGCUCCGGCGGUUACCUCAGCAGCAACCGCCGCGGGGGAAGGCGAGGCGAGGCGGCGCCUCAAAGGACGGAGCGCGAGGAGGAGGAGGAGGAGGAAGAUGCCGGGGAAGCUGAAGGUCAAGAUCGUCGCGGGGCGGCACCUGCCCGUCAUGGACCGAGCCAGCGACCUGACGGACGCCUUCGUGGAGGUAAAGUUUGGAAACACUACAUUUAAGACAGAUGUGUAUCCCAAAUCUCUCAAUCCUCAGUGGAACUCAGAAUGGUUUAAAUUUGAGGUGGAUGAUGAAGAUCUGCAAGAUGAGCCUCUACAAAUAACCGUCCUGGAUCACGAUACCUACAGCGCUAAUGAUGCCAUUGGAAAAGUUUACAUUGAUAUCGAUCCUUUACUAUACAGUGAAGCAGCUACAGUCAUCUCUGGGUGGUUUCCAAUUUAUGACACAAUACAUGGUAUACGUGGAGAGAUCAAUGUGGUAGUGAAAGUGGAUCUUUUUAACGAUUUAAACCGUUUUAGACAGUCAUCGUGUGGAGUGAAAUUUUUUUGCACUACAUCCAUUCCAAAGUGCUACAAAGCUGUAAUAAUUCAAGGUUUUGUGGAAGAGCUGGUGGUGAAUGAAGAUCCAGAGUAUCAGUGGAUAGACCGAAUUCGCACACCAAGAGCAUCUAAUGAGGCCAGACAGAGGCUUAUUUCAUUAAUGUCAGGAGAACUUCAAAGAAAGAUUGGCUUGAAAGUACUCGAAAUGAGAGGGAACGCAGUGGUUGGCUACUUGCAGUGUUUUGAUCUGGAGGGAGAAUCUGGACUGGUAGUACGAGCCAUAGGGACAGCCUGUACCUUGGAUAAAUUAAGUAACACACCAGCAUUCUUACCCUCAUGUAAUUCCCCAUCCAAAGAAAUGAAGGAGAUUCCAUUCAAUGAAGAUCCCAAUCCCAAUCCUCACUCAUCAGGACCCUCAACCCCUCUGAAAAACCAAAUCUAUUCUUUUUCACCUUCCAAGUCCUACAGUCGACAGUCCUCUUCUUCUGACACAGAUUUGAGUUUGACACCCAAAACGGCCCUUUCCCUGCAGGGGCCUAGGAUUUUCCUGUUUCCCAGCUCCCCUACCCUCUCUCUUAAACAGCCCUAUCUCCUCCACUCGGGCUCUAGCCUUAGCCCUCUUCACUGUAGCCAUGCCAGCCCAAUUCUGAGGAAAAGCCUUUCUUUCACUGAAGAGCUGCUUCUGGCUGCCUCUGGAAUGGGCAGUGGGAGUGCUGGAAAAGAAGGGGGGCCAUUAAAAGCUCUGUUAAGACAACAAACUCAGUCGGCUCUGGAGCAAAGGGGAGGAUCGCCUCAUAGGUUCUGUAGAAGGCGGGAAUUUCCUUUUUUUACUUUGACGGCCUUUCCUCCAGGCUUCCUUCUCCACGUAGGCGGCGUUGUCAGCGCCCGCUCUGUAAAGCUCUUAGAUCGCAUCCACAAUCCCGCCUUUGUCGGAAUUAUGGGUAACACAAGAUCAUACAAACUGCUAGACUGGAAUAGUUUCAAUUCAGAUGAUCCGGAGACGCGAGAUGCCUGGUGGGCUGAGAUCAGACAAGAAAUAAAAUCCCAUGCCAAGGCAUUGGGCUGUCAUGCCGUAGUGGGCUACAGUGAAUCGACUAGCAUUUGCGAAGAGGUCUGCAUUUUGUCCGCCUCCGGCACGGCAGCAAUGCUGAACCCUCGGUUCCUCCAGGAUGGCACCAUGGAAGUCUGUUUGGAACAAAGGUUGUCAUGGCAGCCUGGCUACUUUUCCAUAGGGUCAGAGAAGGGAGAGGUUGAUUUUUUUCCUCAAAACCAGGAUAGUUCUUCUCUAUUAGGGUUAGAGGAAACCUCCCCUCCAGGCUGUGGCUUUUGCCACAUACCUUACGACGAGCUGAACAUGCCGUUUCCUGCUCACCUCACGUACUGCUGUAGCUGCAGGAAACAAAAAGUCCCGGACGUUCUUUUCACGACGAUAGAUCUGCCCGCGGAUGCACUGGUGGUCGGGAAGGGAUGUCUCAUUCAAGCCAGGCUGUGCCGGUUGAAAAAGAAAGCCCAAGCGGAGGCAAACGCCACGGCCAUCAGUAACCUGCUGCCCUUUAUGGAAUACGAAGUGCACACGCAGCUGAUGAAUAAGCUGAAGCUGAAGGGGAUGAACGCCCUGUUUGGGCUCAGGAUUCAGAUCACGGUGGGAGAAACGAUGCUGAUGGGCAUGGCAUCUGCCACAGGUGUUUAUCUGGCUGCUCUUCCAACCCCUGGUGGAAUUCAAAUUGCUGGAAAGACCCCAAAUGAUUCCUCUUAUGAACAACAUAUAUCUCACAUGCAGAAGAAAAUCAAUGACACAAUAGCCAAAAAUAAGGAGCUCUAUGAAGUCAAUCCCCCUGAGGUGUCAGAAGAAAUUAUAGGUUCUCCUAUUCCUGAGCCCAGGCAACGUACCAGGCUGCUAAGAUCUCAGUCUGAAAGUUCCGAUGAAAUUACAGAACUGGACCUCUCCCACGGAAAGAAAGAUGCUUUUGUCUUGGAGAUUGAUGAUACAGAUGCAAUGGAAGAUGUUCAUUCUUUAUUGACGGAUGUCCCUCCACCUUCAGGCUUUUAUAGCUGCAACACAGAAAUCAUGCCUGGUAUAAAUAACUGGACUUCUGAUAUACAGAUGUUCACGUCGGUCAGAGUCUCCAGACUCAGCAACGUCACUCUUACGAACCAAACGCUCAACAAGACCUUUAACGACCUCUGCGAGAACCUGCUGAAGAGUCUGUAUUUUAAACUUCGGUCUAUGAUUCCUUGCUGCCUGUGCCAUGUGAAUUUUACAGUCGCUCUGCCAGAGGAUGAAUUAAUACAGGUCACCGUCACAGCGGUUGCAAUAACUUUCGACAAACACCAAGCUUUGCAGACCACAAAGACGCCGGCUGAGAAAACGUUACAAAGAGCUUCGGCUGAUAAUGAAGAACAGCUACAGUUUCCUCUGGAGCUUUCAUCCGAUCCUCUCGGUUCUCAGCCGUUCAUGCCAGCGAAAGAGGACCUGGAGAAUGCAAGUUCCCACACAGGUCUCCCAGCUGGCCAGAGAGCAACGUCAGUUGAUUACAGUUCCUUUGCAGACAGAUGCAACAGCUGGAUAGAGUUCAUUAAACUGAAAGCUCAGACCAUAAGGCGUGGAUCAAUUAAGACAACCGUUUCCCUGGACAAGCCAAGCCCGCUGACUGAGGGGCAGUCCCGUCACCGUUCUGGCACAUCAGGCGUCAAUUCCACGGUGCCCGUGGUCAAGAUGACACCUCUUUCCUUUAUCCCCGGAGCAAAAAUCACCAAGUAUCUUGGAAUCAUCAACAUGUUUUUCAUCCGAGAGACCACUUCUUUGAGGGAGGAGGGUGGAGUGAGUGGCUUCUUGCAUGCAUUCAUCGCCGAAGUGUUUGCAAUGGUGCGGGCUCACGUGGCAGCUCUGGGGGGAAACGCCGUGGUCUCGUACAUCAUGAAGCAGUGCGUCUUCAUGGAGAACCCCAACAAAAAUCAGGCGCAGUGCCUCAUCAACGUCAGCGGAGACGCAGUCAUCUUUGUGCGUGAAUCCGAAUUAGAUGGGCCAGUCCAGCUUCCCGCUGCCGGUGGGCAACCCAUGAGCGCCAGAGGAGAUGUCACGACAUGAAGAAGCAAAAGGGGCUCAAUCGUGCCUAGAGACCUGCUUGUAGGAUCGCGGCACUGACUCGUUCCUUCUCGGUCAGUCACCCUCCAAGCAUGAAGGACAGCUGCAUUUUGAGACAAUCUGUUAAUAUCGUCCCUCCGAGUACACAGAGGGAAAGCCAAAGAGCCCUUUGAGGAGUCCCCCGCGCAACUGAAAGGACAUCUUGUGUGGAGGGCGUGCUUGAAAUCAUUCUCAGAACCGAGGCCGUUGAGCUGGCGCCCUGUGGUCUGUUGUAAGGCCAGGCCAAAAACUUCAGUACUCUCCAAAUCCUCAGAUUGGGGGUAGGGCGGGAUUUAUAAUGCAACUGGAAUAUAACUAAGAACUCUCUCACUCUGCCUUCCGACAGAGGAUGAUCUGCUUUAACACGCACUGCCAAAUAACGCAACGCGCGCAGCGAACGAAACAGUCGGAACUCUGCAGAACGGAAAGGCAUUGUGAACCGGACAAUCUGAGCUGAGCUGCAUGUUAAAAGUAGGCUUUUCGUGUUUGUGGAUUAUUGACUAUUUUUAUAUUACACAUUUUUUAAUUAGAAUUCGUUGAAUAUAAUGGUAAAAUAACUGUCUGGUUCAGAUGCUGUUCACGUUAAUUUUUUUUUUUUGGGCGCAAUGGUGUUGGUGGGGGGGAAUCUGUCCAAAUUCAGUGGUUUUACGAGGUUGCGGGAUGAAAAAUAAACUCGGAACGUCAUGUUUGGCAGGGGUACGAUCCUAGGAAACUGGAGAAGUGAUGGCAUUUUGAAAAGGCCCGUCCCUCUCAAAUGACUGCAGAUCCGGUAAUUGGAAGGAUAGGGAUUGCCACGAAAAAUGGAAAUCACUUUUGACAUUGCUGGAAGGAUUUGAUGGGAAAACCGGAAUAAAAGUCUGUGGAUAUGAGAGAAGAUGAUGUGAGGAUGGGAGUGGAAACAUAGUGACAGAAAAGUCUCGAGUGUUUCCGUUUCAGCCAGUUACCUGGUGAAAUGGACAAGCGCCCUUUCCCAUUUAAAUCCUGCUUCCCAGUUUUGCCUAGUGAUCGGACGCAGCAAACCCUUUCAGAAUUCCCCCACCUGCGCUUGCGCGCCUCCCCCGUCUGCGCACAGGGUCAUGUAAGAAUGCGGCUGAAAUAUCUCGACAGCAUCAGAUACCGAACUUGAAGAAAACAUGUAAACUUGAAUGUAAAUAGAUUACAUUGUGCUGGAUCUAGGUACAGAAACGAUAUAUAUAUUAUUUGUCCAGUUCAGAGAUUCCAUUGUAAAUGAGCAUGGUGAAAAAUCACAUUCCUAUUUGCAUAAUAAAAAGUCUUUAUUUACAAAAAAA